AAUAAGAGCCAGCCGGUCGGUUGCCUCCCUAUGCCUGACUUUUAAUAGGCUAGGAGAAAAGGCUGAGAAACUUGACAUUGUCUUACGAAGAGUUCCGGUAGCAAAAAAGAUUAAAAAAAGAAAGAAAGGAGAAAACUUGCUUGUUGUUCGCUUCAGAAACCUUUGAUGGAUUUUGCUGCUAUUUUACGACUCUGAUUUUCACUGAGUUUCAAUGCUGACUGUUCCGUGCUGGAUGGAUGAUGGGAUUCCAAACAUGAGGCAGAUAGCUGAUCAGCUUCCCUGGAUUUCGCUGACGACACAGGAAAGCUUUGCUUGAAGAUGGAAACAUUGGAGUCGGAACUGACCUGCCCUAUCUGUCUGGAGCUGUUUGAAGACCCACUACUGCUGCCCUGUGCCCACAGCCUCUGUUUCAACUGUGCCCAUCGUAUCCUGGUCUCCCACUGCGCCACCAACGAAUCCGUGGAAUCCAUUACUGCCUUCCAGUGCCCUACUUGUCGUUAUGUCAUCACCCUCAGCCAGCGAGGUCUAGAGGGACUCAAGCGUAACGUCACCCUGCAAAACAUCAUCGACAGGUUUCAGAAGGCUUCCGUAAGUGGGCCCAAUUCUCCCAGCGAGACCCGCCGAGAGCGGGCCUUCGAUAGCAACACCAUGACCUCCAGCGAGAAAGUUCUCUGCCAGUUCUGUGACCAGGAUCCUGCCCAGGAUGCUGUGAAAACCUGUGUCACUUGUGAAGUGUCCUACUGUGAGGAGUGCCUGAAAGCAACUCACCCAAAUAAGAAGCCCUUCACGGGCCACCGUCUCAUCGAGCCAAUUCCAGACUCUCACAUUAGAGGACUGAUGUGCCUAGAGCAUGAGGAUGAGAAGGUGAAUAUGUACUGUGUGACAGAUGACCAACUAAUCUGUGCCUUAUGUAAACUGGUUGGGAGACACCGAGAUCACCAGGUGGCAGCUUUGAGUGAGCGCUAUGACAAGUUGAAGCAAAACUUAGAGAGCAACCUCACCAACCUUAUUAAGAGGAAUACUGAACUGGAAACACUUUUGGCUAAACUCAUUCAAACUUGUCAGCAUGUUGAGGUCAAUGCUUCACGGCAAGAAACCAAACUGAUGGAGGAAUGUGACCUACUCAUUGAAAUCAUCCAACAGAGACGCCAAAUUAUUGGAACCAAAAUCAAAGAAGGAAAGGUGGUGAGACUUCGAAAACUGGCCCAGCAAAUUGCAAAUUGCAAGCAGUGCAUUGAGCGCUCUACAUCACUCAUCUCCCAAGCCGAACAGUCCCUGAAGGAGAACGAUCAUGCCCGAUUCUUACAGACAGCUAAAAAUAUCACUGAAAGGGUCUCCAUGGCAACCGCAUCCUCCCAGGUUCUAAUUCCUGAAAUUAACCUCAAUGACACUUUUGAUACCUUUGCAUUAGAUUUUUCCAGAGAGAAGAAAUUACUAGAAUGUCUGGAUUACCUUACAGCUCCCAACUCUCCAACAAUUAGAGAAGAACUUUGUACGGCCUCAUACGACACCAUCACUGUGCAUUGGACCUCCGAUGAUGAGUUUAGUGUGGUUUCAUAUGAGCUUCAGUAUACUAUCUUUACUGGACAAGCUAAUGUUGUUAGUUUGUGUAACUCUGCCGACAGCUGGAUGAUUGUCCCUAACAUCAAACAAAACCACUACACAGUUCAUGGGCUCCAGAGCGGCACCAAGUACAUCUUCAUUGUCAAAGCCAUUAAUCAGGCUGGCAGUCGGAACAGUGAGCCCGGCAAAUUGAAGACAAACAGCCAGCCAUUUAAAUUGGACCCCAAAUCUGCCCACCGGAAACUAAAGGUGUCCCAUGACAACUUGACUGUAGAACGCGAUGAAACAUCAUCCAAAAAGAGUCACACACCUGAGCGUUUCACCAGCCAAGGGAGCUAUGGUGUAGCGGGCAAUGUGUUCAUUGACAGUGGCCGCCAUUACUGGGAAGUGGUCAUAAGUGGAAGUACAUGGUAUGCAAUUGGUCUUGCUUACAAGUCAGCCCCAAAGCAUGAAUGGAUUGGGAAGAAUUCUGCUUCUUGGGUACUCUGCCGCUGUAAUAAUAAUUGGGUGGUGAGACAUAAUAGCAAGGAAAUUCCCAUCGAACCAGCACCCCACCUCCGACGUGUGGGCAUUUUGCUAGACUAUGAUAAUGGCUCCAUUGCCUUUUAUGAUGCUUUGAACUCCCUUCACCUUUAUACCUUUGACAUUACAUUUGCACAGCCAGUGUGCCCUACCUUCACUGUGUGGAACAAAUGUUUGACAAUUAUAACAGGCCUUCCCAUCCCAGAUCACUUGGACUGCCUUGAGCAGCUACCUUGAUUUCUGAAACUCGGAUGGACCAGAUACAAUACAGAACAUUGAGAAGACUGACGGUCAACGUGCGGUGUACAAGAGCCUGCCAUAGUCUCUUCAACUGCGUGACAUAAAAAUUGUCCAUAAAUUGGCUGAGACAGGGCUGGAAAUGAGAGUCUCCCUCUACUUUAACUGUGUGUUUUGUAUUAAAGUGCAGGAAAUGGCUUUAAUAAUUUCUUGGAACAUUUUUUGUAUUUACGGGAAGAUUUAUAGAUUAUUUAUAAAAGAAACAUGAUCUGGAUUACAACUCUUAGGAAUUAUUUGGUUUUGCACAUUAAGAGGGCCCAUUUACUAACGUUUACCAGCUCUUUACACACUUAUUUCAUCACAGUGUAUGGGCUCAAAAGAAAAAAAAAAGUUUUGUAAGUUUUUAUCCACCUUCUCGCUCUAUAAAUAUACAUACUCACCCCAUGCAAGGUCCUGUCAUCUCAACAUUGCAUAUAAGAAUGUGCAAAUAAAAGUAAAAAUACUCUAGAGCCAAGUUAAGAAGUUAAAAAAGAAAAGAUGGAGGUCCUUCUUGCUAUGCUUUUUUAAAUGGGUAGCACAUUUCCAUUUCUAAGGAGGGGAAAUUACAACAUUUUAACUGUGAACUAAAAGGCCAAGGCACUACUGGUAAUGGAAUUAGAUGGCUAAGUAUCUCAAUUUGUUAUGAUGAAUUGUCAAAUGAUUUGCAUCUAGGUGGAAGCAAUUGUUUUUGAAACUCCCCAAACAUGCCAUCACCUUCCCACUUACAAUUUCUCUCAAAAAGAAUGCCAGUUUUGGACUUUGGGGGAAAUUCUGGGUGAGCAGAUUAUAUUAGGCCUUAGAAGAGCAAUCUCAAA
Messenger RNA from Gracilinanus agilis (Agile Gracile Mouse Opossum), 3176 nucleotides. RefSeq names its product midline 1 (gene MID1). Bases 319 to 2322 code for a protein of 667 amino acids. Lineage: Eukaryota; Metazoa; Chordata; Mammalia; Didelphimorphia; Didelphidae. The record is from RefSeq and is a predicted model, not a curated record. Gene Ontology annotation, molecular function: protein binding; zinc ion binding. The transcript is spliced from 10 exons.